AUGAUACAACCACUUGCGGUAGCCAGUGCUACUCCAGGUCAAGUAAAUACCAGUCUGUCGACAAUGAUUUCACUUUCAAUACUCGAUUCUCACGGCAAGGAGAUCUCUAUUCAUACCGAUAAUGAACAUCCAAUUGAAUUCUUUAUUCCUCGAGAUCCUAACUUGAUAGUACCCCGUAUGGCUUUGUAUAAUGUCACAUUGAUACAUGAUGCUAAGCAUCAGUUCUACUUUCAUUUGAUCAAUAUUACACAAUCAAAUGUAAAUUUGACUGUUUCUCUUCACAUCGAAAUGCGUCCUCGUAAUAGAAGUCUGAACUAUUUGAUGAUCUUUAAGUUUGAUGGUCAACCUCAAUUGAACACUCUGAUUAACAACAUUGAUGAUUGGUCUCUAUUGUGCUCUUCAAGUGAGCCUUGCUCUCUUUUUUUCCUGGCUUAUAUUCAAAUUUUAGACAUAUCUGAUGAUGGUAUCCAUAAAUACUUCAUAAAUAAUAAUCGUACUGCUAAACAUCGAUUUGUUAUUAUUGGUUUCCGUGAACUCAACACUACCGAAAUCUGUUCGAAUAAAUCAUCGACUCCACCCAUCACCGAUCAACCAUUCAACUUCUCGUCGGACUACGAACUUCGAACUUUUACUUCUGCAUGCUACUAUCUUGACUCAAAUAAUAAUUGGCAAUCUGAUGAAUUACUAGUUGGAUCAAUGACUGAUCAUUAUCAGACGCAAUGCUUUUCUACUCAUCUGUCCACUUUCACUAGUGGAUACUCGCAUGUACCUAAUCCAGUGCUUCUCUUUAAUGAUCUGUUUGCCCACACUCAGAAUAGUUGUCCUUCUGUUUACCCGGGUGAAGAUAUCGUUAAUGCUAUGACCUUGAGUAAAUCAAAAAAAGUAGAAAAUAUAGAAAUUCGUGCCAAUGACAUACGUGAUAUUGAUAGACACAUAUUAAAUCUAACUUCAGAAAAAGUUAAUGAUAUUAUCCAAUCAUUCGUACAAGUAAUGGAUGGUGUGGCAGAUCAAUCAAAUAUGUGUGAAAAAUUGAAAGUUAUUUAUAAUGAUUGUCCACCAUUGAUAGAUCCAAACGUGAUAUAUGAAUUAUACUAUAAUGAUAGUAAUCUGUUAAAAAAAUCUUUUUUUAUUUUUCUAUCAAUUUUGAUUAAUGACCAUUAUGCUUUUUUUCACCAAAAUACGAUAUUGGACAAUAUUAAUUUAGGUAUAUUGUUACGUUUAACUCAUAAGAAUAAUAUUUUGGACAAAUUCGAGCUGAUCAAGCAUGACCUUUUACAUUUAUCACCAUAUUUUUCACUUAUUUGUACCGUUUUAAUCAAAAUAAUAUCACAUAGAACAAUAGCAACAAAAGAUUUGCACUUAUUUUCAACAGUGUUGCAAGAUGAUAUUAUUAAUAAAACUACUUCAAAUUGGUCAAUAUUAAAAGAUUUCAUUCAACUAUUUCGUAGUAUCUUACAUACUGAAUUCGUUAAAAAUAUUUAUUUUGAAUUAAUCAAUGAUGAACAAGAAUUAACGAAAAGUCAUGAUGGAAUUCGUUUUGAAGAUAUUAUUGAUAAUACAAUUGAAGAGGUUAUUGAAAAACGUGGGUUGGCAUUCGCUAACUUAUCAACAUGUUAUUGUGCUAUUACAUGUUUUAACAGAACAAUAGUUAUAAAUAAAAAUAUUAUCAUAUUAGAAUUAAUCGAUGAUGCAAAACGUUUUACAGACAAUUCAAUAAUGUUUGGAGGAUUAUUAGUGAUCAUGUUACGUGAAUUCUUUCAAGUAUUGCGUCGUACAACUGUAUAA
Rotaria socialis is the source of this 1785-nucleotide messenger RNA. The record is from the annotation of a GenBank genome assembly. Lineage: Eukaryota; Metazoa; Rotifera; Eurotatoria; Philodinida; Philodinidae.